UUCAAGAAUAAAUAUUAUUUUGUUUAAUUUUUGAGUUGUUUAACAAAAAAAUAUGAAUACGCCACGUCGGGAGACACGUAGCAUGCACUUGCAAAACGUGCAAAAGUUUAGUACACCUUUGCGCAUACCGCCAUCGCCAUUUAUGAAGAAUCUUGGAUAUGGAACUGGUGUAAAUGUUUAUAAAUUGGAACGUUCACCUAAACACGGUGAAAUGCGUUCACCUUGGGCUGUGAAGCGGGUCUCUCAAAGAACACGUAAUAAUGAACACGCUACGCUAUUCAAUUCGAGGAUUCAUGAAGAAGCAGAAAUUUUAAGAAAACUAUCACAUCCUAAUAUUGUAGGAUUUCGUGGUAUAAUUAAAAACUCAGAUGGCGUUGAGACAUUAGCACUGGAAUGCUGUAAAACUUCACUUGGUACUAUAUUAGAAGAUCGUAAUGAGGAUGAGUUGGGACCUUUACCAGCCAAGCAUACACUACAAAUGAUUAGAGAUAUAACUAGUGCGUUAGAUUAUUUACACACGCAAGCUAAGUUAUUACAUGGUGACCUGAAAUCGUUUAAUGUAUUGGUGAAAGGCGAUUUCGAAAUAUGUAAACUAUGCGAUUUUGGUGUAAGCUUACCAAUGGACGAACAUGGUUUGAUUGAUUUCACGAAAAAUCCACAUUUACGUUAUGUUGGUACAAAUCUUUGGUCUGCGCCCGAAAUAAUGGAUGAACUGGAAAUCAUCGAUUGUAAAGCAGAUAUUUUUAGCUUUGGCUUAAUAAUAUACGAAACAAUUGCAUUAGUGCCACCACAUACAUUAGAUAUAGGCGAUAACGCCGAUGAAAGCAUUAGUAUGGAAUUAGAAAAGGCGGAACUUUGCGAGGCUGCAUGUGGUACGCGCCCACCACUACCGCAAACAUUUCAAUUAACCGAUGAAUACAAUAUAAUUAUGGAGAUAUUUUAUUGUUGUACAAACGAAGUUGCAGAAGAUAGACCUACAGCAAGUACAAUAUGUGCCAUGUUGCAAAAUGUGAAUAUUACUGACAAGGAAAACCAGCAAGGCAAUGCGUUAAAUGAGGAAACCAUUGACAAAUAAUUCAAAAAUAACGAUGGAAUUAUUGAUAAUAAGUCAUAAUGAAGAAAUAUGAAUUAAAUUGAAAUGAAGAAUAUGAAUUUAAAUGGUGAUAGAAUUCGUUAAUUUAUAAUAUAAUAU
This is a messenger RNA of Zeugodacus cucurbitae (melon fly), 1192 nucleotides long. RefSeq names its product lymphokine-activated killer T-cell-originated protein kinase. Gene Ontology annotation, molecular function: ATP binding; protein kinase activity. The transcript has 3 exons. The coding region runs from base 53 to 1075 and encodes 340 amino acids. The record is from RefSeq and is a predicted model, not a curated record. Gene Ontology annotation, biological process: protein phosphorylation. NCBI's taxonomy places the organism in Eukaryota, Metazoa, Arthropoda, Insecta, Diptera, Tephritidae.